UUUUCUCUGUCACGCCUGAGGUGCUGAGCCUUGGUGAAGCAGGAAGUGUGUGUCUAAAAUAAUGGCUUGAAAUCAGCAAAAGAAAAAUGCUUGUAGAUAUAUUUCAGGGGGAGCAGCAUGGCUACAUCAUCCAGGUACAUGGUACCCCGAGGAGCGCACCCGUUUGAGCUGGACAGUCCCAGAGCGGACAGGCGAAUGCUGGAGAAAGUUCACAAGCUGCUGCAGAAGCUGUUGAAACUUUGCCAGAACCCACGGCUGCAGCUCAAGAACAGCCCUCCCUACCUCCUGGAGAUCUUGCCCGAGACCUGCUCCCACCUCAAGCUCAUCGUCUCCAACUACGAGGCGAAGCUGGACCUGCUCUGGGACAUUGGCUACUUCAGCGUCUGUCUCCAGAACCUGGCGAAUAAAUCGAAGCAAGCUCUCCAGCUCUUCAAGGAAGCCAAGGAGAGGAUGUUCGAGGAGGGCUCGCAGGCUCGGCGCAGUUUGAUCAAACUCUCCCUCAUCUUCAGCCACAUGCUGGCUGACCUGCGUGCGAUAUUCCCGAAUGGAUUCUACCAGGGAGACACCUACAGGGUCACCAAGGUGGAUGCUGCGGAAUUCUGGAAAAAGUCCUUCGGGAACGAGAGUAUCGUUCCGUGGAGGGAUUUCCGGGAGCAGCUGUACAAGGUUCAUCGUUUCGGGAAUGGAAUGGAAUCAAUGGCGUUGAAAUCCACCAUUGACCUCACCUGCAAUGCUCACAUCUCAGUCUUUGAGUUUGACAUCUUCACCCGCCUCUUCCAGCCUUGGCCCUCGCUGCUGAAGAACUGGAAUUGCCUUGCUGUUUCCCAUCCCGGCUACAUGGCGUUCCUGACCUACGAUGAGGUGAAGGCCCGACUCCAGCACUAUAUUCAGAAACCGGCCAGCUACAUUUUUCGAUUGAGUUGUACACGGAUGGGCCAGUGGGCUAUCGGCUAUGUGACAGAUGAUGGCAGCAUCUUACAGACCAUCCCCCAGAACAAGCCCCUUUUCCAGGCUCUGCUGGAGGGUUUUCAGGAAGGCUUUUACCUCUACCCUGAUGGGCGAGACUUUAACCCCGACCUGAGUGGGCUGUGUGAACCGUGCAGGCUGGAUCACAUUCAGGUCUCUCAGGAACAAUAUGAGUUGUACUGUGACAUUGGCUCCACCUUCCAACUCUGUAAGAUCUGCACAGAGAGGAAUAAAAAUGUGAAGAUUGAACCAUGCGGUCACUUGUUGUGUGAGACCUGCCUCACGGCUUGGCAGGAGUCGGACGGCCACAGUUGCCCCUUCUGCCGCUCAGAGAUCAAGGGCAUGGAAACCAUUAUUGUGGACCCAUUCCAACCUCAGCGCAACCAGUCACGGCCCACUGAGGACCCCCGAGCGACCAACCAGACCGCAGAGGGAGACGGCGAAGACGGAGAGCAGGAGGAGGAUGAGGAGGAGGAAGAUAACUUUGAGGAUGUGGCGCUUCUGGUCAACAAGCUGGCCGGACUCAGCAAGGCCAAGCGCCCACCGUCACCGAUGCCCUCAGCUCGUGCAAACCUCCAACGCCCAGUGGUUCCUCCACGAACAGACCUGCUCCAAGCUCGAAACAACAGCUCCACCACGAGCAGUGCACUCACUACAGACCCCCAGGCCGAGCGCCCACCGUCACCGAUGCCCUCAGCUCGUGCAAACCUCCAACGCCCAGUGGUUCCUCCACGAACAGACCUGCUCCAAGCUCGAAACAACAGCUCCACCACGAGCAGUGCACUCACUACAGACCCCCAGGAGAGGCCUCCAGGGCGCCCCCCUCUGCCCGGGAGGCCAAUCAGCGCAGCCCUGCUGGAAUGGAUGAAGAACAGGCCCCUUCCCGGCCUCCCCAUGGAGCCGUCGGUGGGAUCUGGCACAGCACGUGGGCCUCUCCCGCCCGUUCCACACCGGCCAACCAAUCCCAGGCCCCGUCAGGACGAGCUCACCGCGAUGGACGUCAUCCUCGGACGGAAGGGGGCCACCACACGGCCCAAUGGCACGGAAUCAGCCGUUGGGAUUAAUAUCGAAUCUCAGUACCUGGAGCCCCCUCCCCUCAUCAGUCCCCCUGCGGAUCGCUCUAGUGGCUCAGAUUCAGCCUCGGCGACCCCUCCCAGAGUGCCGUUCCUCUUCGAUGAGUGGUCAAGCAGCGAGGACGAAGAGGAUGAAGAUGACAAAGACGACCUCCUGGUGACCUCGAUGGGCCGUCCUCAGCCCCGGUACCCCCCCUCUGCCGACUCGCGCCCGACCCCCAGCGGCUGGGCACCAUGGCAAACAUGGAGUGAGCAAUUGGAUCGGAGACCAGCCACAUCUCAGGAAUCUCAGAUCCCAACAGGGAACCAGCUGCUCCUCACGGAGUGUCCAUCCCGGGAUCCGGUUGCCACGGUGAUGUUAAUCCAGGAGGGCUUCAAACGUCAGGAUGUGCACAAAGCCCUCAGGAUCGCUCGGAAUGACCUGGAAAUUGCACGGACCAUCCUGCGGGAAUUCAUCGCCAGGGCCAAGCUCACCAACUAGACCUCAGUCUCACACCGUCCACUCCUGGAGUCACGGUGUGGGAACGAUCCCAUGUGGAUAUUGCUGCUUCGCACAUACAAACCUGCCGACACUCCAAAUAUCCAGGUGUUGCCGACCUCAACGUCCCAACGCCAUCUCUGACUGUCGCCCGCCUUUCCACCCACCACUCCCUCUCAGGCUGUCCCGGCUGAUCAGCAACAUGAACCAUCGCAAGUGGCUCCCAUCGCUUCCCACCCACAUUCUCUCACAGACACCGCCCCCUACUCCCACACGAAUCCCACCCACAACGUUGGAUUUCACGUUCCCCAACGUACAGUUCAUUCAGAUUCCUACUUCCCACUGGCCAACAUGAGACCUUCACCUCGACUCCCCACCUUA
Molecule: messenger RNA, 2898 nt
Organism: Stegostoma tigrinum
Lineage: Eukaryota; Metazoa; Chordata; Chondrichthyes; Orectolobiformes; Stegostomatidae
Product: E3 ubiquitin-protein ligase CBL-like
Exons: 15
Coding region: 118-2520 (800 amino acids)
Biological process (GO): negative regulation of epidermal growth factor-activated receptor activity; cell surface receptor signaling pathway
Cellular component (GO): membrane raft; plasma membrane
Molecular function (GO): calcium ion binding; SH3 domain binding; ubiquitin protein ligase activity
Source: RefSeq, a predicted model, not a curated record